Messenger RNA from Encephalitozoon hellem ATCC 50504, 522 nucleotides. Its product is annotated as putative ATPase. Bases 1 to 522 code for a protein of 173 amino acids. Gene Ontology annotation, molecular function: proton transmembrane transporter activity. The transcript has a single exon. Lineage: Eukaryota; Fungi; Microsporidia; Unikaryonidae. Gene Ontology annotation, cellular component: proton-transporting two-sector ATPase complex, proton-transporting domain. The record is from RefSeq and is a predicted model, not a curated record. Gene Ontology annotation, biological process: proton transmembrane transport.
AUGUGGAAGAUAAUAUUUUUUCUGGUGUUGGGCUACAUCCCCCUUCACUACUUGAACUAUACUGUUCUGAAAGGAAAUGCACCAUUCCUGCCUUCAUUUGGAAUUGUGAUGUGCAUAGCUCUUUCCUCUUUCGGCACCUCGAAAGGAUAUCAGGCAAUAGGAAGAUACAUGAUAGGAGCCUCCAUAAAGACUCCACGUGUGGGGACUAGAGCCCUUCUGGGAAUUGUUAUCUGUGAGGCAAACUUCUUUUUUUGCCUUGUUAUGUCGAAUCUACUUUUGGCAAAAAUAGAAAACGUUAAGUCGUAUGGAGGGCAGUUCAUACUGUUUUCUGCUGGGUUCAUAGCAGGUGCUUGCUCAUACUGUUCAUCCCUUGCAAGCGGGAUUAUUUGUGCAGCCAUUACAAUGAUGGAUGCCAAAGACCCAACACUUUUUUACAAGCUGGUAUUCCUAGAGGUGAUUCCUGCAGGAAUAGGCAUUCUUGGGCUGGUUCUUGGCCUUGUUUUGUCUGACAAGGCGGUAUGA